AUGAGCUUCAGCAUGGACGACUCGCAGAACACGGCAUCGGGCGGCCAGGCAGGCGCCAAGCUGGGCGCCAAGAAGGGCCCCGACUCGCAGAGCGUCAAGAGGUUGCAGACGGAGCUUAUGCAGCUCAUGACCUCGCCCGCACCUGGCGUCUCGGCCUUUCCGUCGGCCGACGGCAACCUGCUCUCGUGGCGGGCCACCAUCGAAGGCCCCGACGACACCCCUUAUGCCGGCCUCACCUUUAAGCUGACCUUUGCCUUCCCGGCCAACUACCCGUACUCGCCGCCAACCGUGCUCUUCAAGACGCCCAUCUACCACCCCAACGUCGACUUCUCCGGCCGCAUCUGCCUCGACAUCCUCAAGGACAAGUGGACGCCGGCCUACAACAUCCAGACCGUCCUACUGAGCCUUCAGAGUCUUCUGGGCGAGCCCAACAAUGCCUCGCCCCUCAACGGCGAAGCCGCCGAGCUGUGGGACAAUGACCACGACGAGUUCAAGCGCAAGGUCCUGGGCCGUCACCGCGACGUCGACGACGAGUAA
Molecule: messenger RNA, 537 nt
Organism: Grosmannia clavigera kw1407
Lineage: Eukaryota; Fungi; Ascomycota; Sordariomycetes; Ophiostomatales; Ophiostomataceae
Product: ubiquitin conjugating enzyme
Exons: 3
Coding region: 1-537 (178 amino acids)
Source: RefSeq, a predicted model, not a curated record